CCAAGUUGGCUCAAAAUUCACAACAAACAAAAUUCCCGAACUUCCCAAAAAUGGCAGUGGCAGCAACUCUCCUUCCUUCAACACCAUACAAGCCAUUACCACUCCCCCUCCCAAACUCUCUCUUCCUCCUCUCCUUCUCAAUCCCCUGCACCCGCCAUCACUUCACCCCUCCUGCCUCCGCCAAUCGCGCCUCCCCAUUCCCGCUUCAUCCCGGCCGUCCUUAUGUCGCUCUUCCUUCUAGGUCCGGUCGUUGCUUUGCCGCCAAUUCCGGGCCGCCUCUGCCUCCCCCAGAAUCUGACUCCACUAGCCUCACAGGUCUUGUAGCAUCUUUCUCCAAGUUUCAGGACAAAGUGCAGAUCUUUUUUGCUGUUCUUUUUUGGAUGUCUCUUUUCUUCUGGGCUUCUGUAUGGGAUGAAAGGAGUCGACCAAACAAGGGCUCACGAUUUAGAAAAUGACCUAGUAAGCAUUUAUUGUAUAUAAUGAUAGACUGGAUGGGUAGUCGUAGCCUAUACAUUAAAAGAGGAGCAACUUCUUGUGAUAAAUACUAGUGGGCUAGAUGACAUACACAAAAUUUAGUUUCAAAUGCUGUAAUUAUCAAAGGAUGAAUAAGCAGUGGCUCUUGAUUUUCUUGUCCUUAAUGCACAUGAAAGCAAAUUCUGGAAAUUUUAGUAGAUCCGUUUUGAGUUUCUAUCAAACACAAUCAUAUACCAAGAACUUUAGGGAUGAGAUGUGUGGUUUAGAUUAUAUACCAAGUCAAAUGUAGUAAGUCCUUCUAGGUUUCUUGAAUUAACUCUGACAAUAGCGUUACACUGGAAAGUUACUGUCGAAGUUGGUAGAGAGAACUGCAAUACGAAAGCAGAAACUGCAUCGGGGAGUUUAAUCAUGCCUCCGAUGCAUAUUAUAGGCCUGCUACCUGAUUACAGCAAAUUUGAGAAGCUCAUUGCCAUUGUGAGGUAGGGUCCUAGAGCUCUAAAUAGGCUUGGGGGUUGGAAAUGCAUUGAUCUGCCAUCAUGUGCUUGUGCUUUUUGUCUGUCAAUCAUGUCCUAUUCGUGCAUGAUAUACUAUACAUACAUAAUUUGUCAUGAGAUUCGGCUUUAAAUGGAAAUGCAAUGUUCAGAAUAUGACAUGUACCAAUCAUGUAAUCCCCAGAGAACGUUGGGGUGGCACCUCAUGGUCCUCACCCCAACGGCAGCAACACAUGCAGUCACAGUUCAACCCUUGAUUGUAUCCUGCACUUUUAGUAAAAAUUAUUGAUGAAAUUGCUGUUGCACAGUCUGCCUCAAAGUACUGGAAUGAUUGAGUUGGUUAAUGUUUGGUGCAGUUAUGUUGCUCUUUUCAUUUUGGUUUUUCUCAUGGUGUUUUGUAUGUAAAGUGAUUCUUGGGUUACAUUCUGGCUUAUCAUCAGCCAAACUCAAUUAGCUUGGCUUACUGAUUGCCAUUGUCUCCGGAACAAACUAAAAGCACCAUGUGAUUGUAGGUGUUGAUCU
Molecule: messenger RNA, 1487 nt
Organism: Prunus avium (sweet cherry)
Lineage: Eukaryota; Viridiplantae; Streptophyta; Magnoliopsida; Rosales; Rosaceae
Source: RefSeq, a predicted model, not a curated record